Messenger RNA from Myotis davidii, 734 nucleotides. It is a transcript of the gene TMEM223, whose product is annotated as transmembrane protein 223. Gene Ontology annotation, biological process: nervous system development. The record is from RefSeq and is a predicted model, not a curated record. Gene Ontology annotation, cellular component: mitochondrion. Lineage: Eukaryota; Metazoa; Chordata; Mammalia; Chiroptera; Vespertilionidae.
AUGGCAGCACCUGGGCGGCGGUGGCUGGUGGAGCAGCUCGUGGCGGUGCGGGGCUUCCCCUCGCGCCGAACCCUGCACAAGUGGGCCCCAGCGCGGGACGUGCUGCUCUUCGAGCACGAGCCGGGCCGCUUUUUCGCGGUUCUGGGGCUCUUCUGCGCUGGCCAGGCCGUCUUCUGGCCUCCCUGGCCCGCGCAGCUUGGCCCGACACCGGGUCCCGGCGCAGCCUCUGGAUGCGAGAUCCCAGACCCCGGCCAUGUGGACGUGUGCUCCGCGCUCUGCCUGGCCAUGGGCGGCGGCGUAAUCAGUACCCUGGUCCUUGCCGCUGGCUUCUCCCUCCACUCUGGUUCGGUGAUACUGCAGGCUGGAGGGAAGCAGGUGACCCUUACCACUCACGCCCCCUUUGGCUUGGGUGCGCAAUUCACUGUUCCCUUGAAACAAGUGUCUCUAAAGGUCAAAGGCCGACGCUUCUACUUCCUCUUGGACAAAGCUGGAUAUUUUCCUAACACAAAACUUGACAACACUGUGGAUGCCUACCGUAGCUUGUGAAAAAACCACCUGGGGACACUCGCCCCUCCAGGAGGGUAAUGAAAACCUUUAGGUCCUGCCCAGUGUGGCUCGGUUGAAGCACUGUCCCAGUGCGUGGAAAGAUCUUGGGCACGCUGGUGGCUCAGAAGCAUCAACCUAUGAACCAGGAGGUCACAGUUGGAUUCCCCAUCAGGGCAUAUGUCCGAGUU